UCAGAAGCCCUGUGGGAUUUUUCUCCCCUUUUGGCUAGGUUAAAGGGUACUGCAAACUAGGGGCUUUCUGAGGGAGAUCACUCUGGGUCUUCUCACUGGUUUUUCUGUAGUUUUCAGGCAGCUCAAAAUGGCUGGUCCACUGGCUCAGGUGGGUUGAGGUGGGGGUGACAGGAGUUGUCACCUGGGCUUCACUUCUGUGGAGGAACCUACUGAUUGGGCUACGUGCGAGUGGUGUGCAGUCAUAUUUAUUUGUGUCACCACCAGGGUGUCCUGUUGGACUCUCCUUUCAUCCUCUCCCAAGGCAGCUGGUUGGUGUGGCUUUAGCAGUGGGUGGCCCUUCUUUGGAGGAUCCUAAAGACUUGGAGUGGUGGCUGCGCCGCUGGUCGCUGGGUGGCCCUGCGAAUUGUCUGUCGGGUUCUUGAGAACUCAAAAUGUGGAGAUAAGGCUGGUUUUCGCUCGAGGUUGUUGAGUCGGUCGCCGCGCGGAGCCCUCCGCCCUGGAGAGGCCCUCCCGGCGUGGCCUCCAGGACGAGCCUCUCUCUUGGUUGUCUGUAAUGGCCACCCUCCCUCCCUCCGCAGACACGCGCCGGCAGACGACAGGAGGAGCGGCCAGCGGGGCUGGAGGCUGCGGUGCCUUUGUGCCUUUCCUCCCGGGGCUCGAGGAGCCUUCACAUAAAUGGGUCCAGUCAUGCCUCCCAGUAAGAAGCCAGAAAGCUCAGGAAUUAGUGUCUCCAGUGGGCUGAGUCAGUGUUACCGGGGCAGUGGUUUCUCCAAGGCCCUGCAGGAGGACGAUGACCUCGACUUCUCUCUGCCUGACAUCCGAUUAGAAGAGGGGGCCAUGGAAGAUGAAGAGCUGACCAAUCUGAACUGGCUUCAUGAGAGCAAGAACUUGCUGAAGAGCUUUGGGGAGUCGGUCCUCAGGAGUGUCAGCCCUGUCCAGGACCUGGACGAUGACACCCCCCCAUCCCCUGCCCACUCUGACAUGCCCUACGAUGCCAGGCAGAACCCCAACUGCAAACCCCCCUACUCCUUUAGCUGCCUCAUAUUUAUGGCCAUCGAGGACUCUCCAACGAAACGCCUGCCAGUGAAGGAUAUCUACAACUGGAUCUUGGAACAUUUUCCGUAUUUUGCAAACGCACCUACCGGGUGGAAAAACUCAGUGAGACAUAAUUUGUCUUUGAAUAAGUGUUUUAAGAAAGUGGACAAGGAGAGGAGUCAGAGCAUUGGGAAAGGGUCAUUGUGGUGCAUAGACCCAGAGUAUAGACAAAAUCUAAUUCAGGCUUUGAAAAAGACACCUUACCACCCAUACUCUCCCGUGUUCAAUACACCCCCCGCCUCUCCUCAGGCAUAUCAAAGCACAUCGGGUCCACCCAUCUGGCCGGGCAGUACCUUCUUCAAGAGAAAUGGAGCCCUUCUGCAAGAUCCUGACAUUGAUGCUGCCAGUGCCAUGAUGCUUUUGAAUACUCCCCCUGAGAUACAAGCAGGUUUUCCUCCAGGAGUGAUACAAAAUGGAGCACGGGUUCUGAGCCGCGGACUGUUUCCUGGAGUUCGGCCUUUGCCCAUCACUCCCAUUGGAAUGACAGCAGCUGUGAGGAACGGCCUGGGCGGCUGCCGGCUACGGACUGAGAGCGAGCCGUCGUGCGGCUCCCCGGUGGUCAGCGGCGACCCCAAGGAGGACCACAACUACAGCAGCGCCAAGUCCUCCAACGCCAGGAGCACCUCGCCGGCCAGCGACUCGCUCUCCUCCUCCUCGGCCGACGACCACUACGAGUUCGCCACCAAGGGGAGCCAGGAGGGCAGCGAGGGCAGCUUCCAGAGCCACGAGAGCCACAGCGAGCCGGAGGAGGACGACCGCAAACACAGCCCCAAGGAGGCCAAGGAGGCCCUGGGGGACAGCGGCUACGCGGCCCAGCACAAGAAGCGCCAGCACUUCGCCAAGGCCCGGAAGGUGCCCAGCGACACGCUGCCCCUCAAAAAGAGACGCACGGAGAAGCCCCCCGAGAGUGACGACGAGGAGAUGAAAGAGGCGGCGGGCUCACUCCUGCACUUGGCAGGGAUUCGGUCCUGUUUGAAUAACAUCACCAAUCGGACGGCAAAGGGGCAGAAAGAGCAAAAGGAAACCACAAAAAAUUAAAAACAAGUCACUGAUUUGUUUUGGACUUUCGGCCAUUUGGUUUUAGCAUGUCAGGAGAUUUCUAAUGAUUUGUGGCAAUAUCAGCAAUUUAGUAUUUUUUUUCUUUUUCUUUUUUUUCUUUUUUUUUUUUUUUGGGUUUGGUUUCUUUUCUUUUCCUUCUUUUUUUUUUUUAAUUUGCCCCUUCUUUGUUUUGGACCCUUAAGAAUUUUAUUUUUAAAGGAGAUUGAAGCCAUAGAACUCAUAUUGACACUCAGCUGUUUUACAAAAGCUUUUCAUUAUCUGAAGACAAAACCGAAAAAGCCAAAAUUACCAUUGCUUCCUCCAGCUUUUGUCUCAGAAACACGUGGCUGAAUCCGCAGGGAUGCCAACGAUCAAGCCACGGGAACACACAUUCGGCACCUAGAAGGCACAAAGUGGGCAAAGUAAUCAUCGAUCAGGCCCAACCCUUAGGUUUAAAAGGUCAGGGUGGCCACACCCAGUUGGGGUCGCUGAGUGAAUGGGUGUAAGGCGACUGGGACAAAGAAGAAUCCUGGUCCCCUGGGAGCAGACCCAGGCUCGUAGCGCUGGGCGUCCAACUGCACCAGGAGAACCCUUGGCCUUGCCGUGGGUUUCAUUGCCAUGAAGUGUGCAGGGGCGGGUGGACAGAGCGGGGCUGUCUCCAGUCCUUUGUGCUUCUUCUCUGUGAAGCCCAGUAGCAUCUUAGAAGAUGGACACGCUGGACCACUCCUCUUACACCAGGUGUCAGUGACUCAUCAUGAGAAGAAACUGGGUCAGUUUUUAGUGAUGUUGCUCAUCAUUGAAUUUUGUUCUGUAUUAAAUUAAGAGAAUGUUCCACAAGCCAUAAGCCUGAAGGUUGGCCCUGCACACACACACACACACACACACACACACACACACACACACACACACACACACAGGAGAGAGAGAGAGAGAGAGAGAGAGAGAGAGAGAGAGAGAACUGAUGCAGAAAAUAAGCUAUGUCUUCUUAACUGCCCAAGUGAAAAUCAACUCCAGGAAAUUACAAUCGCUGUUAAGGAAGAAAAUAAUGGUACAGAUCUUUGUCUGUCUGUCAAAACUAUUUGAUUCUAGUGAAAAAAUGAAAAGCUACAGAACCUGCCAUUAGUAUUGUGGUGUAUUUUUCAAAGAUUAAAGGCACAUUGAUGGACAAACAAAGUGAAAACAUGGCAAAAACAAAACAAAAAACUCCUAUACCGCCCUCAAAAUGGAGUUUGCAAUUAAUGUCAGUCAGGACUCAUCUUUGCAAAAUCAGUGAUUUCCACAUUCAGCCAGUGUAGCCAGCAGAAAUUUCUGAUCCACAAUGCAUGGAUUCCUUUGAAAAAAGAAAAGAAAAAAAAAGAAAAAAAUCACAAAACACAAACUUUUUUUUAUUCAAAAAUAACAAAGUUCUUGUAAGGUAAAUAAUGUAUUUAGCAUGAAGCAUGAAUUAUUUUCAUAUAAAUAUAGAAAAUAGAGAAAAGGCUAUGCCUCUAAUUUUUAAGCCCUUAGGCUUAGAGUUUCUUUUGGUUUUCUCUUUUUUUUUUUUUUCCUUUCUUUCUUUUUUUCUGUUGUUUUUUUUUUUCCCAAUUAUUUUGUUUUGGUUUUUUGAAGCAGGUGUUUAAGGUUUAACCUUCUUCAGGGACAAAUUCUGACUGUUGGGGAAUCUUACUCUGCAAUAUAAAAUAUCUUCAUGUUCUGGUAGGGCCUGGAUGGUGGAGCUCUGUACUGCCUUGUCUGCACUUCAGCCCCCGACCCCCUGGUUCUCUGUUGAAAAGUGUGUCCUUUCUCUUUGUCUGUACAUGUUUAUCAUGACGCAAUAAUUUGAGGGCAAACUUAGUAGUGAGUGUGUCUGAUAGAAUCAAGAGAAUUAUGGGACGCUGACUUGAGAAAACCAUUACCGUGAUUUGGUUCUAGCAAAAAGGCAGUGAAUAAUUAUGCAAAUUCGCCAGAAGAAGGGGAAGCACGCUAAUGGGCCUUAUUGGAUGAGGGUGUGAGUUAGGGUACACGUGAAGGAGGAAGUGACAUGGGUGUUGGAAGGACCAGCCCCAGACGGUUUUCCUGUGACGCCAUCUCACAGUGGGAAGGAGGGGCCGGCCACCUCUGCCACCUGAGCACAGGAACCAACCUGGAAUUAAGCCCACCUAGAUGAUGAGAGCCGAAUUUAGACAACCGGACGAUGUCACGCAGACCAGAAACUCUGUUAUCUUUGCCUCAAAGAAAUUAUCUUGGGAGAUCCAGAGAGCAAUCUCUGAAAGAAUAUGAUUUUCCACCCACACGGAGGGGAAUUUUAAAACACAAACAGGAACACCCACUACCGGGGCCCAGGAUGUGGUGGUGAGGGAGAGCGAGGGCAGUGGGGAGACGGUGAUCUUUAAAGACAGGACGGUCGCGGGCCAUCGUGGAGCCCAGCGGCUGGUGGCAGCCAGGACAGAGGGAAUGAACUGGCGCAGACCCUGCGCUUUGCUUCCUCUGGGUUGCUGAUAAGAGAACCUGGGGGAAAAAAAAAAGUCUACGCCCAUAUGACAGGUCAAGUUCAGGACCUGAACCUGAAUACUUCCAGCCUGUUUGUUCUGGGCGUAGAUGGGAAAGGAUGUUAUCACUGAAGUGCUCCGUUCCCUCCAUCCGCCCAAGUAUCUCAGCUCCGGAGCCUGAGCAACGCUUUGAUGUAUGUUGUCACCUGACCAAGCCCGGAAGACACCCCUUCGGCCCCCCCACCCCCCUCCCCAGGGUAAAGUUCAGACUUCCCUCCCAAAAGGCAGAGGCGGACAUCCAGGACUGUUUCUGGUGGGGACUUCUUCCAGUCAAAACCCCCACAGUGGGCUGUCUCCCCUCAUUUCAUUUUUCUAAAGGAGCAAAGGCCUCUUUUAGAAAAUAAUAAAAUGCAAUGUGUGUGAUUUACUUUUCUGAUCUCUUUGAGAAAUAGAUAAAUAUCUUAUAAAAGUGCGUUCUUAACUCCAGAACCACUCUUUUUGCAUAAAUACCUCAUCGGGCAGCUUUCUAAGUGUUAUUUUCCUGAGUCUCCCUCAGCGCCUGUGCAGGAGCUGCUGGGUGACUUCCAGGGGAAUCUUUAGUGAGGGUACUUUUUUCUAUUUUUCUUCUGUUUUUGGAGGCAUACACAUUAUGCAUAACCAAAACAAUGGCUCAAUUAUGUUUAACUUUGUAUUUUGAUUGUUGAGGAAAAAAAAAAAGUAUCGAUGUGUAUGUGGCCGUUUGUAGUGAAUUCAUUGCAGAAUGAGGUUGUCCGUGUCCUUGCCGAGCCAAGGGGCGGAGGCACCCUCUCUCACUCCCUCCUCCAAGAGCAGUAGAGGAUUUAAGCACAAGCCUAUUUGUGAAAGAAUAUUUUGCUCCAAUGUAAUUCACUUUAGUCUUGGAAUUACUUCCCAAACGUCAGGUGUUCUUUUAGCUUCCAAACUAGCAUAUGUAUUCAUGAGUCUGACAGAUCGCCUGAGCACCGUUCAAGGGGUGUGGUGUUUUUGCUUUCAUUUCUCCUGCUGGGAGAAGUGGCGUUUUCAUGUGUCAUUCCAGUAUCUCACGUACUCACAUGGGGCGGGGGGAGGGGGAGACGGGGAAUUAUAGCAAUAUUUAAAGAUGCUUUGGAGAACAACCAUGAACACAUCAGCACCAUGACAUCUACAAUUACUUGCUGUUGGCCCUCGGACACAUUUAAGAGAAAGAGACUGUAGCUCUUUUUUCUUAAAUGAUAUACACAUAGACAGUUAUUUUUAUGCUACUCUAAUUGUCUUUAAUCUUUAGUACUGCGUGGAAAGGGUCCGCAUCAUAGAUUUUUCCCAGCCUUAUUAUAUACCAUAAGCUCCUACUUCCCUUCCCUCUCUAAUCAAUAUACGUUUAAGAGUUCUUUGGUAAAUAAAGCUGUCUAUUUGAAACUCAGAUGAACCAAACCCACGUCUAGGUGGCGGAUUGAGAUGGCCAAGACGACUGCGGCAGGUUUCAGUCUUGGGGCUGAGUCUUCAAGAAGGGAUGUGUCAGAGGCUUUCCCAAGAGCUGAUUUUUCUCGGAGAGGCUUUCAGCGUGUCUGGUCCUUGCUGGGUGCUGCAGUAGCUACCACAGGGCAUUCUAGAGGCUGCCGUUGCACUGAAUGGCGUUCCUGCCCUAGGGACAACUUCAGGCUGGCAGCCCUGUAGAGUGAAAACCGUCCAGAUGGUUUUUGUGCCCAGCUCAGUCCUGGGACCCACUGGGACUGCCCAGCACCAAGUGCUACCAACUCAACGUUUCAGUGACCCCCACACUACGCAUGUGGGGUCUUAGCCUCUCGUUCGAAGGGCUUUUGGAGAAGGAAUCAGAGUUCUGUACAAGUGACCUACAUGGGAGGGUUUUCCAUAUGGGAUUGAGUUAAAUUCAAUGUGACUUCUCUUUUCCCUUUAAACUUGAUUCAGGUUGGGACUCGGUUUCUUUCUGGUGGAUCACAGCUGCCCAGAUGUUGCAAUUUAUUUUUAUGUUUCUGUAGAGAAGUAUUUUUCUUUCAUCUUCAGGAUUUUUGCCACCAAAAGAACACAUUUGAACUCUGUGUCCCCUCUUGAUUGUGACUUACCAGUGUUGACAGUUCAAUCCUUAGUGUCGUAGGUCCCAGCCCUCCAAUACUAUAUCAAACACUGUUAUGCACAUAACGCAGCACUGUGAUCUAAUUUAAAUAAUACUUUUUUAUUAUUUAUACUACUAUAUAUAAUAUACAUCAACACUUUUGCUAUAUAACCUAAGUGAUAACCCUCUUUUAGUUACCUGCCAAACUCGGGACUUUGGUUUAUAUUGCAGUUAACACAGUUACAAAGUUGUAAUGGUGUCUUUUUUUCCUUUGUAACGGAAUGUGUAAAUCAAAGUAUAUGCAUUGUGUGGUGUUCCUGUUUCUGGAGUUUCAUGAGGAUUUACACAUGGCAUUCAGUGUUCUGUAUAGACCCGCCUACCUUUGUGAAUUCAUCUGUUAACCCCUCUUCCUUCGAGAGAGCACCCGGAGGUGGCUAACUCCUUGUUUUCUCUCUCUUCUACUGGUUAUUCUUGAAUUAAGCACAGACUCGUCAGCUCGGUUGCUUUAUCAUGAAUAAUGCGUGUGACCUUGAAAUUCUUCCACAGUUCAGCAAACAAGUGCUAGCUUCACUGACCAAAAAUUAAGGAAGGAAAAUACGAUUUUCAAAACGAUCCAUCUUUUAACGGCCGAAACCGAUGUGUCUAUGGUGCUGCAUUUUGCUGUCUGUCCUACUUUUGAAAUCAGACCUAGGUGAAAGAUCACUUCUGACUUUACUGUGAUAUGCUCACAAGUACCCUUCCUGUUCGUUUUGUUAGCGUUGAAAUCAAGACUAUUUAUUUGGAAUAUAUUCAGCAGUGUUUUUCCACUGUAUUUCAUUUGCAAAAGUUGAGAACAGCCUUUCCUACCUUUUGCAAAUAACUGAUAUUCCAUAUUGGAUUCGCACAGACUUCGAUAUGGUGAGCCUGUCAAACCUACAAAUUGUAUUCAUCCUUUCAUUACUGUGGCCUGAGUUCCUCAACCCCCACCCCCUUUUUUUAGAUGAAACUUAGCACAAUUUCAGUUAUUUAAACAUGAAGCAUUUCUUGAGUAUGUAUGUCGAGGCCAUCGAAGCUCAUAGCUGAUUCAGUAACCAGUUUCAUGCUGUGUUAUUCACACUCACUACUGCCAUGGUGAAAUGUGGGGUGGGGGGGAGGAUCCGGGUGUGUCUGGGAAGCAUUAUACACUUGUACACUUUUUUAUACUCUGAUUCUGUAACAUUUCUGAGUUUCAUUUUUGUUUUACAGAAGAAAAAACAAAAAUAACAGUGAUAAAGCAAUCAGAAGACCAAGAGGUUUACUAUCCGUGCUUAGGGUCGUCUGCCCUUUGCUGGCCAAUAGCCCUACGUGGCCAAAUGAUAAUUGACUAGAGUAAUAAUUUUUCAAAAGCCAAUUUUUUUUUCUGUAUUUUCUGUAUGAAACUGCCAAUAUCAUGAAUAGAAAGGGAGAGCCGCACAGGAGAAAGAGUGAUGUUCAGUUGCGUUGGUGUCUCCUAAAGGAGCCGUGUGGAGGCAGGUGCGAUCAGCCGAACUUUAGGGACCUGACGGUGUUGCUUUGGAGGCGUCCAUACUUGCAUCUCGCAUUCUUCACGUGUAAUCAUAUUGCCAAAGACAAACUAUUUCAUCAUUUAUUGUAAAUAACACUUUCCCCCAGACCUACCAUGAAGUUUCUGUGAUGUAUUGUCUUCCAGUUGCAAUAAAAAGUACUGAGUUGCAUCAA
Molecule: messenger RNA, 8364 nt
Organism: Ailuropoda melanoleuca (giant panda)
Lineage: Eukaryota; Metazoa; Chordata; Mammalia; Carnivora; Ursidae
Gene: FOXN3
Product: forkhead box N3
Biological process (GO): regulation of DNA-templated transcription
Cellular component (GO): nucleus
Molecular function (GO): cis-regulatory region sequence-specific DNA binding; DNA-binding transcription factor activity
Source: RefSeq, a predicted model, not a curated record